GGUCUAAGAAGUCCUCAGGAGAGCAUUCAUGACCUCAGUCCUAUUGAAAACUUUCGGAUUCCUAGUAAGGAGGAGCUCAGAGAACUACGUGAAGAGCCCAUUGAUCCUCAAGCUCAGCAAGAAAUAAUUAAUAGCAUUGAAGAAGUUUAUUUUUCAAAUGAUUCGUUUGACAUUGUGAAGUACGAGUUGGAGAGGCUUCCUCCAGUACUUAGUCUUCAAGAACUGGAAGAGUACAGAGACAAAUUAAAACAAGUAAUAGCUGCUGUAUCUAAGAAAGUUGCAGACUUGAUUCUUGAAAAACAGCCUGCCUAUGUUCAGGAACUGGAACGUGUCACAUCGUUGCAGACCGGCCUUCAGUUAGCAGCUGUUAUUUGCACCAAUGGAAGAAG
Apaloderma vittatum (bar-tailed trogon) is the source of this 389-nucleotide messenger RNA. RefSeq names its product coiled-coil domain-containing protein 132-like. Gene Ontology annotation, biological process: endocytic recycling; retrograde transport, endosome to Golgi. Gene Ontology annotation, molecular function: SNARE binding. Gene Ontology annotation, cellular component: EARP complex. The annotation marks the transcript as partial. NCBI's taxonomy places the organism in Eukaryota, Metazoa, Chordata, Aves, Trogoniformes, Trogonidae. The record is from RefSeq and is a predicted model, not a curated record. The transcript has 5 exons.